Molecule: messenger RNA, 10913 nt
Organism: Rattus norvegicus (Norway rat)
Lineage: Eukaryota; Metazoa; Chordata; Mammalia; Rodentia; Muridae
Gene: Sla2
Product: Src-like-adaptor 2
Biological process (GO): negative regulation of transcription by RNA polymerase II; negative regulation of T cell receptor signaling pathway; T cell activation
Cellular component (GO): plasma membrane; late endosome; cytoplasmic vesicle
Molecular function (GO): signaling adaptor activity
Source: RefSeq, a predicted model, not a curated record
GUAAUCAUCCAUCCUAACCUAAAGAGUUUACAAUUCUGUACCUCAUCGUGUUUGAUUUUAACUUUAUUACCAUCUGAAAACUCCUUUUAAGUCUAGAACACCUUCAAUGCUAAAGAACUUAAGUUUAAUUGUGAGAUUAUGACUGUCCAGUCUUCAACCCCUUCAGAGCUUUGAGAAGGGGUUAAAUAUUACCUGAGUAUGCAGGAAGCACAAAGACAGAGCUUCCAAAAUGAUACAAAACUAUUCAAGGGUCCCUAUUUGGGUUAGGGGUAACAGCAUAGAGGGUAGGCAGCUGCCCAGCUCCUGUGUUGUUUAAAGCUCAUGGUAAAUAUAAAAGCGUGUUUGUAUUUCAUCUGGGACUGUAAACAGUCUAAGGCCGGGUAGAAAGCCCAGGCCAAGACUAAAUAAUUACCACAACCAGUAGAAGGGGUUACGAUUACACAGAUAGGCAGGCAGGGUGGCAGUCACCUCCCCUGUCCACGUGGAUUCAUACCUGUCAUCGUGUAAGUCAGAGGGAGGGAUCUGAAGCCUGUGAGUGAUGUCUGGGACACUGUGGAGUUUUCUCCAGAGAAGUGGCCUAAGCCCUCGGUUAGCCGAGAAAGAUGGAAAGCAAAGCGCCAGGCUUCGCUCUACAGAGAGAAAGUGCUGUCCCUGAAGCAUCUGAGUCCACUUACCAGACACCCAGGCAUCAGCAGGAAGUGCCUCCUGGUCUGAGGGAGAGCGGUUCUCCAUCCCUCGGUCCCAGAGAAGGCGACAGUGUGUCUCUUACCUGCCAUUUGUGGUAUUCAUACCCCCACAGACAUACACACAGGCAUAGAAAUAAAUACAGAAAAAGAAAGGAUAAAGGAAAAGGGCCCCUCAGCCUGCCGGGUGACACCGUGGAACUGUCUCUGUAACCUCCACUGUUUCUGAAAACCCUCACUGAGUCUGAUGGGCAUCAGAAUUGCCUGGAGCCAAGGCUUGGAGGGUGAAUCCUCGUUAAUUUCCCUCCAACAACCUUAAACAAAUAUUAUGCCUUCCUACAGAGAAAAUGCUGCUGCCAGCCCUUCCACCCUGCAUGCUGACUGAGCACCUCCUCGGGAGCAAGGGGAGACAGAGAGCCCCAAGGAAAAGCUGUGGUACCUGAACUCAAUCUAGUGUUGAAGUUUGACACCCCUUCUCUCUGGAACCCCUCUCCAAGCCGAAGCUGAUCCUUGAUACUACCAGGGUAUUUUUUGACUUACUGGAUCUGAGAUAGGCCUGCACACCUAAUGAACUCCUGGCUGAUACUAUGGCUACUGGAAUCAUAUUUUGAAGACCACUCUAGUUUUUCUUUCAUGGGCUUGGGAUCGAACCCAGGGUCUAGAAUAUUAUAAGCACACAGCUACUACUAAACUACACAUCAGUCCCAAACCUGAACUUUCAAAAUAGAGUUCCUACACCAACAACAUGGGCAUUACCCAUAAGCUUGUUAGAAAUCCUCUUCCCCAAACUCCCGACGUCACUCACUGAUAUGCUUAAGUGGAGGUCAGAAGGCAACUGCCAGUAGUCAGUCUCGCCUUCUAACACUGGGACCCGAGGAUUACUGGGUCAUCAGGCCGGUGAGAAGCACCUUUAUCCACCGAGCCAUCACACUGGACCAGAAAUGAGCCCCACUUCAAAGUCUAUAACUGAAGAAGAUCUCAGGUAUUCCUAUGCUUAGUCCCCUCUGAAUAUUUGAACUCAGAAUCGCAGAGACUGAGUGCUCUAGUGAUUACUGUGGCCAGGUCUGCCUGGGAAACUCCUUCUCGUCUCUCUCCACAUGCCUUUAUUUCUUGGACCAGAUGGAGCCAAAAAGCCAAGAAGGCCCUCCAGCCUGAGGCAUGGGGGAAGCACAGCUGCUCCCUAGAAACAGGAAAGGGGCAAGGUGGUUCCUCCAUGAUCUAUGAUGUGAUGCGUCAGAGGAAACAGAGGCGGGGAGACUGUGGGGUUAUGAGAACCACAGAGGCUGCAGCUGGGAGCCAGAGCUCUGAGGAGCACCUGUGUCUACCCGGGACUCAGAUCCCCUAGGCCACACUCUUCAGCCCUGCUGUGCUGGUACGAGUGCCCAAUCUGGUUUCCCCGAGAAGCAAAGGGCUACAGUACCAGUGUCGUGGAGAUUGUUGUCUGCUGACAAAGAAGCUCAAUUACCUCAACACCUCAACCUACUCUGACCAGGGCGAUCGAUCUUCCAUUCUGAGAGUCAACCUGCUAGGGCCUAAGAUGCCGGCUACCUUAGGACCUGCAAAGGCCUGACCUGCCGGGCCAGUGUGCACAUUGGCUGACUGCCCUCACCAAACUUCUGAUGGCAAACCUGUUCAGUGUGCUUCUGAGAGUGUGCUGAGGAAUGAUGGGAAGUUUGCCCAGCAGAGGGAAAAACUCCAGCCCAAGCUCCAGUUCCAGCUUCUCUGGUCCAGGCCAGGAACCUGUGUCCAUACAAGCAGAAAGACAGAAGGUCUCAGCUGUGGCCCUGGGCAGUUUCCCAGCAGGUGAGCAGGCCAGACUAUCUCUGAGAGUCGGGGAACCACUGACCAUCAUAUCUGAGGAUGGAGAUUGGUGGACAGUCCAGUCGGAAGUCUCAGGCAGAGAGUAUCAUAUCCCCAGUGUGUAUGUGGCUAAAGUCUCCCACGGGUGGCUGUAUGAGGGCCUGAGUCGGGAGAAAGCUGAGGAACUUCUCUUAUUACCUGGGAACCCCGGAGGAGCCUUCCUCAUCAGGGAGAGCCAGACCAGGAGAGGCUGCUAUUCCCUGUCCAUCCGCCUCAGUCGCCCUGCUUCUUGGGACCGGAUCAGACACUACAGGAUACAGCGUCUUGACAAUGGCUGGCUGUACAUCUCACCUCGCCUCACCUUCCCCUCACUCCACGCCCUGGUGGAACAUUACUCUGAGCUAGCAGAUGGCAUCUGCUGUGCCCUCAGGGAGCCCUGUGUCCUGCAGAAGCUUGGGCCACUACCUGGCAAAGAUACACCUCUACCUGUGACUGUGCCAACGUCAUCACUGAAUUGGAAAAAGCUAGACAGGAGCCUCCUGUGUUUGGACGCACCUGCCAGUGGGGAGGCGUCUCUUCUCAGUGAGGGCCUCCGGGAGUCCCUCAGCUCCUACAUCAGCCUGACUGAGGAGACCGCCUUGGACGAUGCCUAGUCCUGAAGCUGGAAGCUAAAGGGAACCAAGGCAGUGGCACCUACAACUCUAACUUGGCUGACCCUGACAAAGCUCCCCAGAGGCAAGGCUGUGAAAGCAGACGGUGGGGGUGGGGACACACAUUCAGGGCCUCACCUGGACCUUCUGAUAAGCCUGGAUCUUCUUCCAAGGCCUCAUCCCUGCCUAUAAGUUCUAGUCUGUGUGCAGCGCAGUUCAAAGCAGGGCCAGGCCUGUACGGAGAGCAAGAGACUUCUGAGGUCUGGUAAGUCACUUCCUGAGAGGAAUGUCCAGUACAACAGCUAACCAGCCCUACUAAAAUGGAGAGAGAUCCUCACUACCAUAGAGAGAAAAAAUAUUAGGGAAAUCCACAAGUCUCAUUCAGCAUGCAAACACAUCUGAGACAGUAGAAUGGUCGGAUUGCAAAAACAAGCAGACCCCUUGAUGGCUUUACCACAGCAGACCACCUAACUCCCACACCACAGGAAGACUGAUAAUCCAGACCUUCCCCUGAUCGCCCAAGUCCUUUCAGCCAAGCUCAAGCGUUCACCCAAACUCUCCCAGGUCUUCCCUGUACACCAGUCCUGCCACCUGCUGGUCAAACACAAAAUGACACCGUUUAAAUCUCAAUCUAGACCCCUCACCUAAGUGCUGGGUCAGGACAUCAGGUGGUGGACCCUCUCUGAAAUGCCAAAACCAAGGCAAUAACCUUCACCAACUCCAGCCAAAAGAGAGAAUCUGGCUGCUACUGCUGCUGUGGGAGGAGGGGGAAGAAGGAAGAAAGCAGGGGCCAUGCUACACACUCCUCCUAGGUUCUGAGGGUAUGGUCAGUAGGUAAGCAAGGCUUUAGUUUGCGAGGCAUGCCAACACACUUUCAGUUAAAGAUUUGUUUAUUCAAGUAUCUGAAAACAUCCUACAAUGGAACUUAGUAGAUGGCUGCUUGUAUUGUACCAUGGACCACGCACAUGGUGUUUUCAGAAGACUUGAGAUGCAGUGAUGUUUAAAAACUGUACACCUGACGGAGAACCAAGGAAGACAAUGUUUCAUCCGGAUCCAGAGGCGCAUCAGAUUCAACAGCAGCUCCACUUGGCAAACAGCUGUUACAUGAUGGUAUCCAAGGACAGAUUGUUGACAAUGGACAAACUCAGAAAUGCUUCCCCAAAGGUGGAUGGUUCUUUAAAAAGUUUCACAACCCUUGCAGGAAAACACUGAUGCCCAACACGCUGAUUCUAAGUCCAGGAGACUGGGUCUUCUCGGUUCCACACAGCAGGAGUGCCCCAAUAAGCAUGUAUCUGUGCUGUAAUAAAAGGGUCCUUUGGACUGGACAGAAGGGACGGGAGCAAAUGCCAUCAGUCAUAGUGGAUGGCAGUGUAAAAGAUGAUCCAAAUGACCUACGGGAGACACAAGCAAUAUUCAUGUCGUCACGGAUGGUUAAUGCAGGCCCCUCCCCCACGUGAAGAUGGCAAUACACAACUCUGAGGUCUUUAGGAUGUUCACAAAUCCCAAACCAUCCAAGAAAAGGUCUGUUCCAUGGUCACUUACUUCCCAUCUCUCUCCCUUCAAGUACUGGCAACCAUUAACCUACUUUCUGCCUCAUGGCCUUGUGUAUUUUGGAUAUUUUACUAAGGGGAGCCAUGUAGCCUUUUAUGUCUAGAUUCUUCCAUUUGGCAUAAUGUUUUCAAGGUUCACCUAUACUGCAGGACCACAGACAAUUAUUUUACUGUAUGGCUAGAAGACACUUUACACUUCGGAUGACAGCCAUGUGAGUGGUUUACUUCUCCCUAUUAUGAAUAAUGGAUAUGUUUCAUAUGCACAUAUCUACAUUCUUGGCUUUUUCCUUUCUUUUGAGGAUAAGGUCUCUAUGUAUAGCUCAGUCUGAACUCAAAUUUGUAAUUCACUUGCUGGGGUUACAAUUGUGAACAGCCACAUCCAGCUCCAAAAAUAUGUACCAAAACAUUUCCCAGUUUCUAACACGUAGUUAACAGUGGGCCCUGGAUUUGCACAACUGUACAGCACCCUAGACCACAUCUUUUGGAGGAUUCUGCUUGAGAGGCCACUGAAAAGAACAGUAGCCUAACCACAUAGCACAGGUCAACUAGUGUUUUCUCUGAGUGACCUGACAUCCCGUAAGAUGAACAGGAACAGUUGUAAGACUACCAGCUGCACAUACCAUGAACAAGGCAAAUGACGUCAUAAACCCUUCUUUGGUGAGCUCCCAUGUACCACCAUACUCUUCCUCGUCGAUCUGUAGGUAGUUGCUGAAGUAGAGAUACAGGACUCCUGCAUUGAUCAGGCAGAAUCUGGAGUGAGGGGGAAAAACACCAAACACAGACUGUAAGCUCCGAGGCCACAGGUUCUUUCCCUCACCCCACCAUGUUCAGUUUAUUCUUUGUGUGCUGUCUCCCCACCCUGCCCAAGCAGGAGCUGACCCUCAGAAGUUCCAAGCUUAGGAAGACAGGCCCAGUCUGUCUACUUCAUCACCAUGAGAGUUAGGGUAAGUCUUUCCAGAGGGGCUGCAGCUCAUGCAUAGAAAACAGGGGGACUCUGAUAGUUAUUAGGGCUGGAGGAGUGAAGGAAAUAACACAUGAAAAUGUCUAGACCUUAAGUGGAGCUGCCUAUCCAACUAAGCUGGAGAUUUAAGGAAGGAACAACUAGUCUUAGCCGAAAGUGUGAAACAAAACAUUUAAAGCAGGGAGCAGGGGUCUCAAUGGCAGAACACUUGUCUAGCACACUCAACUUUGAGUUCCAAUCCUAGCACUGACCCAAUUCUCCAAUCUACCUUUUUUGUUGUUGUUGUUGUUGUUGAAAUAGGGUCUCACUAUGUAGCCUUGGCUGGCCUGGAAAUCUAUGUGUAGACCAAGCUGACCUCAAGCUCAUAAGAGGUCUCUACCUCCCGAGUGCUGGGAUUAAGAAGCACACCACUACACUCGCUCAUUCUCCAGUUAAAACACACAGAAUUUCUCUCCGCCUCCUUGAAGAAAUCAAUGGCUGUUAAUGCCACCCUAAACAAGACCUAAACCAGUCAUGAGUCUCAACGAAGCUCCAGCUGAAGGCUGGUCAGGGGACAGACAGUUAAUUGCUUUUGGCCUAAUAAAGCAAAUAAAAACACUGUCUGCUCUCUGCAUCAAUUCCCAAGAGCGGGCCAUUUAUGAACUUCUACUGCUUGCUACUGACUCAGUGAAGAGGUAAACCGGAUACCUUUGCCUCCAGGUUGUCAUCUACUAGGGGCUAGGAACAGCAAUGGGAAUGGAGUCCACCCUGAUGACUUAUGACGCCCAUUCCCACCCCCAGGGAAGCCUCUGACCCAGGAUGUAUUGAGCUGAUGCAGAAAUUGAACACAAUGAACAGAAAGGAUGGGGUGGGGGGUGAGUGAGUGUGGGAUGAUGCAGGGACUGCUUCCAAGGAGUGAAACAGACUGGUGUAAGAAGUACACUGGUGUUUGGUGGAAUCACUGGUAUCCUGUGGGCAGUGGCUGAGGUGAGGGUGGGGUGUACAGGCUUCACAGGUUUGGUUUGUGGCUAGGGGUAGAAUGGGUUUCUCAUGAGUAGAGGGAAGGACCAGAAGUGGGAAAGUCUGCUUUACAUCUGCUACUCAUGUCCAUGUCUCAGGACUGGAGAGCAAAUGUGUCUUGGGGGUAAGCAUGUGGCUGAAGAGGUAAGAGACAAAGGCAUUUUAAACCCAAUGCCUGUGAGUGUAACAGUUCUUGGAUUUCAAAGAAACAAGGCUUUUGAGUAUACUGUAGCCACACCCUCAUCUUCUGCCAGAAAUCUUGGCAUCUGGCCACCGCCUAUCCCCUAAAGGGCCUUUAUUUUGGACAGGCUGGCUUAACGGUUCUAGCUGGAGACUGAGAGUGAAAAGCUUAGAUAAUAAGCUAGCUCUGGAAAUGAUCACCCUUGUCUGUAAUCCAAUACCUGGGAGACUGAGGCAAGAAAGACUGCUGAAUUUCAAGGGCAGUCUCGGCUAGAAUAAGACUGUCUUUAAAAACCAAAAGUGAAAAGGGGCUGGGGAGAUGGCUCAGUGGUUAAGAGCAUUGGCUGCUCUUUCAGAGGUCCUGAGUUCAAUUCCCAGCAACCAUAUGGUGGCUCACAGCCAUAUAUAACUAAUUUCAUGGGAUCAGAUGACCUUUUCUGAUAAAAAACAUCUAAUACAUAAAAUAGACAACUCUCUGAAAGAAGCUGGUGAUGGUGCUGCAGGCCUUUAAUCCCAGAGGCAUCUGGAUUUCUGUGAGUUCCAGGGCAUCGAAGGCCACACAGAGGAACCCUGUCAUGAGGCUGGGGUGGGUUUGGAAUAGCCAAACCAGAUUAGCCCACAGUGACAAUAAGCUGAUGUGGAGAAGUAAGUCAUAGUAAGUGGGUUGACAAGGAAAAAGCUGACACAGGCACUUCCUUUCAGAGGUAAUACACGAUGCAGACAGAGGCCACAGAAAUAAAGGCAUUAAAUCUAUGGUAAGUGAGGUUAGAGGCAGGGGUGAGAAAGCCCUAGAAGGGCCUCCUCCUGACUGUGUUUCAAGGAUGAGUAUCGCUCUAUCUAAAUGAGGAAGAGUCACACAGCAUGUAAACCCAGUAUCUGAGGGGUAAACAAAUUAAUAGUUCAAGGUCAUUCUUGUAUUGGGGAGGAUGAGGAAGAUUAAGUCCAAGGUCAGCCUGCAUAAUACAGUGAGCCCCUGUCCACUGCAGUAAACAACAAAAGGGUCAGUGAGAGGCUCAUGGUUAAGGCCAAGCCUGCCAACCUGAGUUCAAUUCACAUGGUGGACAACACUGACUCCAAGUUAUCUUCUUACUUCUACAUGGAUGGGUAUCCCCUUCACACACACAAAAUAAAUCCAUGUAGUAUAUACACAGAAAUUAAACAGUUUAAAAAGUUAAGCAUUAACUGAGCAGUGAACCUAUGCUGAGCUGAGACCCAGGGGUGGGUCGUCAAUGCAAUAUCUUAGUAGACAGAAGAGUUAUGAGCCAGUACUCGGGCAAAUUACAGAACAGGAAGCAUGACUUUACUGUAGCUGACCGCCACAACAGAAUGAAAUAAAGCAAGACAGGAGCUGGACAGGGCAGCUAAACUAGAGAGGGAAAUUCACUAGAAACCAGCCCCAGGAGGUCAACCCUAAAGCAAAGGAAACUGGGGGGGGAGGGGUACAGAGAAAUAACAAAUCAGAGUUCUUGGCCUUUCCAAAGCAGAGGAGAGUGCCAACCCAGAGGAAGUCAGGGUUUGUCCUGGGUGAGAAACUGGCUAUAGUGACAGUGUGGGACUGAAUCCCAGAAACGGGCAACUCUGGCACAAUGGCCCCACACACUGGCUGAGUCAGUACAAAGUGCAUUCAGUUUCUUGUUCUCUCAGCCACAUCUUACCACUUUUUGUAAAUCUACUCACGUGAUAAUAGCAGUGGACUGACUCACGGCAUGCCUGAUGAACUGGUCUCCAUUUAGCAAGUUACUCAUUCAUCCCAUUUAAUUCACCUGUCACUCACUCCUUGUGCCCAUUUUGCUGAUGAGGAAACUGAUCUCAGGUAAGUCCAAGAUUAUAUAGCUUCAAAGCAGUAGACCUAGACCUUAAACACAGUUCUCUCUGAAGGUUUUAAGGGCUGUUUGCACACAGGAGAAGAGCAAUGAACUACUCUGGUAUUGUCAGAUCUUCCCAGACAGCAUGUCUUCAGAGAAAUCCUUUCAGAAUCCCAUGCCUUUGGUCCCAGCACUAGGGAGGCAGAAGCACAUGGAUCUCUGUGACUUCAAAAUCAGCCAGGUCUACAAAGUGAGUUCCAGGCAUCCAGAGUUACAGUUAAGUCACCAUCUCAAAAAAGGAACCAUAACAAAAUCUUACAAAAGGGCCUCAGUGGAGCAAAGGUCCCUGCUGGCCCAAGCUCAACCUCACAUGGUGAAAGGAGAGAACCAACACCUUAAGUUGUUCUGAUUGCCAUGAAAACUAAUAAAAAACCAGUAUUUUUAAUGUUUUAAGAGAUGUAGAGAUACCUUAGUGGUUAAGAACACUAGUUCUAUAAACAUGAGGAUCUGAGUUCAAAUCCCCACCACUCACAUAAAGCCCAGUCUUGGCAACAUGUUUGUUAUUCCAGUUUUGGGAGCUGCAGACAAGCAGAUCUUGGGAGCUCACUGGCAAGCCAGCCUAACGGGAUGGUGAGCUACCGGUUCAGUGAGACCCUGUCUCAAGGCAACAUCGCACAGAGCAGCAAAGGAAGGCACCCGGCAUCCUAUUCCGGCCUCUGUAUGCAUAUACAUUGCAUACUCAUGUGCAUGUACCAUGCAGCUAAGAAAAAAACAGUCUUGUAAGAUCUGAUGGGUGGGGGAGCUCUGAACUAGCACCCUCUCUCCCUUACACUGGUGGCUCUGGAGGAUGAGAACUCCUCUGGCCUUUAGACAGCUCCUCGUCCUCUGGCACUGUUCUCUGCCUUUUCAUUUAGCUCAAGUAAGGUAAUAACAUUCUGUCCUUACACCUCAUCCACGGAAGAAGAGCUGUAUGAAACCUAGGCCCAAUAUCUUGUCACCCCUAACAUGUUUUAGGCAUCCAACAUGAAUCCUUAAUGGUUUCCUUAUAUAAUGCCUGCUCAGUAUAAAAAAAAUGUAGGACACCUUUUUGGUUAGGAGGCACAGAGUUGUAGGUCCCCCUUUCUCAGUGUUUGUGUGGUUUCAGUUAUUCACCGUCAAUCAUGGACCAAUGGGAAAUUCCACAAACAAACAUGUACCAUGCAUGCAGGCUGUGUGAAAUCUGCUGCCCUGCUUCAUGGCAGCAUCCCUCCAUUUACACUGUAGACUAUCCUGCCUGUCAGUCAAUGGUGACUUGGUUAUCACAACCUGUGACAGUGUCAGUGCUUGUGCUCAAACAACCCUGGCUCUACUUAGUAACAGCCUCAAAAUAAAGCGAUCCUAGCAAUCUGGAUACACUAGAAACGCCAUUAAGUACUUCUGCAGAUAUCUAACAUUAUCACUGGCCGAAGUAGUGUAUGACAAUUAGGUAUUUUGAGACAAAGAGAACCAUGUAAUUUUAUUACACAGUUUACAUUGUUAUAGUUGGUUUUUCCAUUUGUUUUCAUUUUUUUAGAGACAAGGUUUCUCUGUGUAACAGUCCUGGCUGUCCUGGAACUGACUUUGUAGGCCAGGCUGUCCUGGAAUUCAGAGAUCUGCUUGCUUCUACCUCUCGAGUGGCUGGGAUGGAAGGUGUGUGCCACCUUGCCAGCUACAGUUGUUAUUUUAUUAGUUACCGCUGUUAAUCUCUCACGAUGCUUUAUUUGUGAUUUGUUAAAAUGGUUUUCUGAAAGUUGUCCUUCAUAUCCUUGGCUGACUGGCCAGGAACUCACUAUGCAGUCCAGCUGGUCUCAAACUCACGGCGAGCCUCCUGUCUCAUGCCCGUUAAGUACAGAGAUUACAGGCAUGCACCAUCAUGUCUAAAGCUUCACUUACAAUUUAAACUUUCUUGGAGAUAUGCAAUUGGUUGUGGGUAUCCACUGAGGGUCUUAGAAUAGAUCGUCAACAAGAGGGACUACUAUAUAUAUUUUUUGGAUUACUACUGUCCAAAAAUUAUCCAACUCUAUUUCUGAAACUCACUUCUCCCUCUCUAAAGAACUAAUAAGAGAGUGGAGAGAUGGCUCAAUGGCUCAGUGGUUAAGAGCACUGACUGCUCUUCCAGAGGACCUGGGUUCAAUUCUCAGAACCUACAUGGCAGCUCACAACUGUCUAAGUCCAAGAUCUGACCUCAUCACGCAACACAUGCAGGCAGAACACCAAUGCACAUUUAAAGAAGAAGGAAAAAAAAAAAAAAAAAAAAAAACCAGAAA